GUUUCGGCCUUCUUCUGCAGACCCCGUCUGGGAGGGGAUGGGGCGGCUGAGCCAUGUGCACCACCCUCUUCCUGCUCAGCACCUUGGCCAUGCUCUGGCGCCGCCGGUUCGCCAACCGGGUCCAACCAGAGCCCAGCGGACUCCAUGGGGCGGUCGUGGGCAGCAACGUGGACACAGACCUCCAGUCCUCAGGCAGGGAGAAAGAGCCUCUGAAGUAAGUCCUCAUCUCUUCAGGCAGAGCUCGGCCCCGGGGACUGCGAUCAGCUGGCAGAGGCAGGUAGGGCAGGGCUGUGAGCCCUGGAGGGUAGAAGGCUGGGCUGGGGACAAGGAAGGAAGAUUCUGCAAGGCCUGGCCGUGUGGGAGCAGAGCAGGCCACCUUCAGCUCUGUGGUCAUCGACGGAGGUUGAGAAUAAGGGGGCUGGGCUCCCAUCCACUCCUACCUUGAGCCCGUUGUGGUCCAGGCCACGGGGCAAGGGUUAGUUUUCGGGGGAUGACGUGUGAUCCUGACAGCAUUUUCUAGGCUUGGGGAUGAGGUGGUGGUCAUGCUGGGGGCCUGAGGGUAGUGCCAGAGGACUUGUAAGGGAGAGGUGGUGUUCUGGAAUAUCCAUUCUGCAUUGACACAAGCUCUUGCCUUGGCAUGGGAGGAAGUGCUCAUCUGGCCUGGUCUUCUGUUUCAGUUCAAGUCCUGGUUUGCCCCCUUCCCCACAAAGGGUGCUUUGGAAGCAGCAGCAGCAGCAAGAAGGAGAAUGGGAAAAAGCAGCAAUGGAGAAUGUAGACCCCUCCCUUUCUGCCCCUGGACCUGCCUAUCCUCUCUUCGCCCCAGGCCCUGGUCGUGGGGCUCCCGAGGCAAGGCCUGGCUGGGGCAGGCAGGAGGGGCAGAGACGUUUAUUGCUCUGGGAUGGGCUCCCUUCCUCUGAGGUCCGGAGAGGGACUUGGUGGGGUCUGCUGGGUCAACUCUGGGGCAACCCCAGCAGCCCAGGCUCGGGGAGGCACAGGUCGGGAAUGAGGAGCCCCGGAACCGAGGGGUUGCUGAUGGCUCAUGUUCACUAUGGAAGGGUUUCUCACUCACGAAUUAAAAAAAAAAAAAUUUU
Messenger RNA from Panthera uncia (snow leopard), 1091 nucleotides. It is a transcript of the gene PRCD, whose product is annotated as photoreceptor disc component. The transcript is spliced from 3 exons. Gene Ontology annotation, cellular component: photoreceptor outer segment membrane. The coding region runs from base 54 to 218 and encodes 54 amino acids. Gene Ontology annotation, molecular function: opsin binding. The record is from RefSeq and is a predicted model, not a curated record. Lineage: Eukaryota; Metazoa; Chordata; Mammalia; Carnivora; Felidae.